Messenger RNA from Eutrema salsugineum, 1479 nucleotides. Its product is annotated as F-box/LRR-repeat protein At1g48400. The record is from RefSeq and is a predicted model, not a curated record. Bases 1 to 1479 code for a protein of 492 amino acids. The transcript is spliced from 4 exons. NCBI's taxonomy places the organism in Eukaryota, Viridiplantae, Streptophyta, Magnoliopsida, Brassicales, Brassicaceae. Gene Ontology annotation, molecular function: protein binding.
AUGGGGUGUAGAGAUUCGAUCAGCAAUUUGCCAGACGAGAUUCUUGGCAAAAUCCUGUCUUUACUUCCGACAAAAGAAGCUGCUUCCACAUCGGUUCUGUCAAAGAGGUGGAGGAAUCUACUGUGUCUCGUAGACACCAUUUGGGUCGAUGAGUCGAUGACUGUGUAUGCCAACGGAGAAGAAGAAAUAAGAGGGUUACGUGGUUUGAUUGAUUUCGUAGACAGGACACUUGCUGUGUUGAGCAAAUAUUCUCCCAUCAUCAAGAAAUUCUCAUGCUCUCUGCGUUCUAUACAUGGAAAUGAAUUCUAUGUGAACCCUUGUGUCAACCGUUGGAUUUGGACUGCUAUUGAACGCGGUUUAUUGGAAUUACACUUCCACGCCUCACCACCGUGUGUUCUAGGGUUAGAAACUAAUUUCUUAACGAGUAACACACUGGUUAAGCUCACACUAUCUGGUAAUUUUAUUCUUGAAGCCGAGCGUGUGUUUCUCCCAGCGCUCAAAUCACUCACUCUCUUAGAAGUUAUGUUUGAGUUUGACCACUAUUGUCGGCUCGUAUGGGGCAGCCCCUCGCUGGAAGAGUUACACAUACGUGAUGGUGAGGCACGGCUAUGUCGCGGUAGGGAUGUGAAUAGUGCAUCCAUUAAGCGACUUGUGGUUUUUACCGAUCAGCCAGACCUUCAAGAUGCUCACGAUAUCGUUUUUUUUGAAGCACCAAGUCUUGUCUACCUUGACUACUCUAGUUAUGUCUCGGAAGAGUAUCAGUUUACUGAUUUGGAUUUGCUUGUCGAAGCCAGGCUGAAUAUCAAAUUAUGGGUGUCAACCAACGAUUAUGAUGAUUAUGAUGAUAGUGAUGAUGAUGAUUAUUAUUAUGAUGAUGAUGAUGAUGAUGAUGAUGAUGAUGAUGAUGAUGAUGAUGAUGAUCAUGGUGCUAAACCAAAGGCUAUAUUUGGUGAUGUUACGGGUCUAGUUGCGGGUAUAGUCAAUCUUACGACCCUUCACUUGUCUCCUGAUUCCCUCGAGGCGUUUCAUUUCUGUUGUAAAUCCAUGCCGGUGUUCAACAACCUCCUUAAUUUAUUUAUUGAGAGUAACAAGGAAAAAGGUUGGCAAGUUAUGCCACUUCUGAUCAAGAGCUGUCCAAAAUUGGAGACUUUAGUCAUCAAGGGUCUUGUGCACAGAGUUACAAAUAGAUGCGGGGAUGCAUGCGCUUGCAUCCCUAAGAAGAAACAGGAGAAGAAGAAGAAGAACGUGGUGAAAGAGGAGGCAUCAUGUUGUUUAUUGACAUGUCAAGUGAAGGUGUUAGAGAUCUCAGAGUAUGGAGGUUCUCUUCAAGAGCUGAAACAGAUGGGACACUUCUUGGGCAAGCUGGAAUGUCUUGAAACAGUGAGAAUUGGUGUGGACGCGUCCGAGAGUAAGUUCUUGCGAGCUAAUGCAAUGGCUCUUCCCAGACUUUCAUCAAAGUGUAACAUCCAAUUCAUAUGA